This is a messenger RNA of Sinocyclocheilus grahami, 4940 nucleotides long. Its product is annotated as PERQ amino acid-rich with GYF domain-containing protein 1-like. Gene Ontology annotation, cellular component: cytosol. Gene Ontology annotation, molecular function: protein binding. Bases 808 to 3810 code for a protein of 1000 amino acids. The record is from RefSeq and is a predicted model, not a curated record. Gene Ontology annotation, biological process: insulin-like growth factor receptor signaling pathway. The transcript is spliced from 25 exons. NCBI's taxonomy places the organism in Eukaryota, Metazoa, Chordata, Actinopteri, Cypriniformes, Cyprinidae.
UGUGGUUCAUGUCCAACAGCCAUUUUUGUAAAAUACAAACAACACGACCGAGCGAGACAGUAAAAAAAAACUCAUUGCGACCGUUGCAGAUACAGGGGAAAAUAUAUAAAGAAUUCAGCAUCGAACUCACGCAAGGCGAGUGUUGAAAACCGAGACAUACCAGUAGUGCAAACCAUCGGUUCCUGCGAAGCACGUACGUGCAAAAAAGAGUGAGUUCUUUAGAGAAGAUCCAACUCUGGAGAAAACAGUGGAUGGCUAGUUUAGCCUAGCUGGCCAGCAGGCUCGCAGAAGAGGUGUUGGGAGUUGGGAGUUGAAUGCUUGGCUAUGAAACAAUAAUUCACAAAAAUUUUGAAUAUAAGUAAAAGAGAUCAAGAAUUGAUAGAAGUUACCCAGCAAUAGUUACGGCAUUACAAACUGCCCUGAAAGUAUUUUUACAAACAGCAGUUUGCUGUUAUUUAUGCUGCCACAAAUUCUUAAUCAUAGUGUGUUUUUUCUCUAUCUUUCUAAAGUGUUUUCAAAUUGCUGAAUCUUUUUUUUUUAAAGAUCUGAAGUUACUGGCACAUUAGGGUGGCGUGCCAUCUUUUGGAGCUCUUAUAUCUGGCUAGAUAUCCAUCAGCCAUUAUCUCUCUAAAACUGGCAGCUAUUAUAAUAUUCAUACAGAGUUUAGAAUUACCAAGUCCACCUCAGCACACAGAACCCCCAUACUGGUCCUGACAGAACCACCUCAUUCCUGUCCCUCGUUCAUACUGGUCCUUUACAGUCCUGUUCUGUGGACAAGAAACCCUGAGCCCUCUGGACAUAUAGAAUAUGACUGCUGAGACACUUAACUUCGGUCCAGAAUGGCUCCGUGCACUAUCCAGAGGGGGGAGUGUGACAUCCCCUCCCCCUUCCCCUGCAAUGCCAAAGUCCAAGUUGGCCGACUACCGCUAUGGCCGCGAGGAGAUGUUAGCACUUUAUGUCAAAGAUAACAAGAUCCCCGAGGACAUGCAGGAUAAGGAGCUCGCUGCUAUCCUGCAGGAAGAGCCUCAGCAGCCGUUGGCCUUGGUGCCCCUGACUGAGGAGGAGCAGAGAAACUUCUCCAUGUCUGUGAACAGUGUGGCUGUGCUAAGGCUUAUGGGUAAAGGAGGUGGAGCUGUACCAACAGUUGUAGCUAGAGGGCGUGGAAGCACUCGAGGUGGUCGAGGGAGAGGCAGAGGAGAGGGCGGAUUCUACCAAAGAAGUGUGGAUGAAGAGGUCAGUUUUGGCCGAGGACGAGAGAUGCACCGCAGUCAAAGUUGGGAUGACAGAAGUGAGCGGCGCUUUGAAAAGCCCUUGAGGCGUGAUGGUGGGCGUGGUGGUUUUGAGGAGGGAGGAGCAGGAGGAAGGAAGGACUACGUGCGCUCAGACAGCGAUAACUGGCGUACGCUCAGAGAGGAGCAGGAGGACGAUGAUGGGGCAGAACCUGGGGGAAGCUGGAGAAUUGCUGGAGGCCGUCGUGAUGAUGGGGGUCCUCGUUCAGCAGGUUGGCGGGAGCACUGUAGUGGGGAUGGUCGUCGUAGGAAGUUUGACUUUGACUUCCGAGAUGGAGAAGGUGGACGUAGAAGGGCUGGAAGUGAGGGAGGAGAGGAAGAGCGAGAUGGCCUGCCUGAAUGGUGCACCGAUGAAGAAGAAGGGGAGAUGGGAACCUUUGAUUCUUCUGGAGCCUUCAUGUGCAUUAAGAAAAGCUCCAGAGAUGCAAUCCCUGAAGACCAGGAACUGGAAUUUGAAGCUCUGGAGGAGGAAGAGGAGGGUGGUCAAGAGAAGGACAGCCCUGCUGAAAAAUCGGACACGUGUGAAGCAAUAGCUGUGUGUGAUGGAGACAGAAAGUCAUCAUCUCCUCAUGCUGUGUCUCCUCCUGCCCCUGUGCACCCUGUUGCAGAGGAAAAGACUCCCAAACCCAUAGUCACUCCUCCUUCAAAACCUGCACCCCAACCAUCUAAAGAUGCAGCUCCAGCAGGUGGCACCACAACGCAGAUGCAGAGCUCCUCUCCUCCCUCAACCACUGGUACUCACCUUCCAACAGUAGGGGGAGACACCGAGGAGGAAGAUGGCAUGAAGCACCUUCAGCAGGAGGCUGAGAAGAUGGUGGCGUCCCUGCAAGACACAUCUCUUGAAGAGGAGUGUUUCACUCAAGCUCUUCAGGAGAGCCACAUCACUGCGGCACACACGCACACACACCCGAAUACGCGUGCGCACUCUCACUCCACCGCACACACUCUCCCGAACUCCGCCAGUGCUCUGCCCCUGUCCCAUGAAUCCGCAAUGAAGUGGUUCUACAAAGACCCUCAAGGGGAGAUUCAAGGUCCUUUCACUACAGUGGAGAUGUGUGAGUGGUUUCAGGCGGGGUAUUUCUCCAUGAACCUGCUGGUCAAACGUGGUUGUGAUGAGGGAUUUCAGCCCCUGGGUGAAGUCAUCAAGAUGUGGGGGCGUGUGCCUUUCUCUCCCGGCCCAUCCCCUCCUCCACUGCUGGGGAACAUGGACCAGGAGGUAUUGAAGAAACAAUUAGAACAAGCUGCCACUGCAGCCCUGUACAAACAACUUCAGAUGAGAUUUCAGCACAUGAACAGGUGUGGGGAGACUGGGAUGAUGCCUGCGAUGAACAGGUCCAUGUCAGUGCCAGACACCGGGCCCAUGUGGGACAUGCCUACCUCAGUCUCUCAGCAGUCAGGCGGUGAUACCAGUCUGUGGGACUUAACCAUGAGUAGCUCCACUCAGGGUCCAACUCUUGAACAUUUGCAGAAAAUCCAGCAGGAGAGGCGUGAAGCUGAACUCAGGAAGCGUGAUGAAGAGGAGAGGAAACGGAGGGAGGAAAAGCGCCGGCAGCAGGAGGAACAGAAGAGGAGAGAGGAGGAGGAGCUUUACAGACGAAAACAACAGUGCCGUCAGCAGCAGGAACUGAUCAUGAAGUUUCUGCAGCAGAGCCAGCAGCAGCAGAGCGUGCCAGGGGGCGCAGGGUGGAGCGGAAGCCAGGCAGGAGCUCUGUCUCUGGGCAAAGCUACCGGAAAGAGCAUGGGACUCCUGGAGCUGGAGGCAGAGAGACUUCAUAAACAGCAGCAGCAGAGAGCUCAGCAGCAGCAAAGGCAUGGAGGUUUGACAAUGGGCCAGUGGAGUGAUGGGCCAUCUGGAAUGUGGUCAGGAGCUGGCAUGGAAGGGAAGGUCGGAGGUGGCAACCCUGCUAUGGGUAUGUGGGAUGAGGCCAUGAAAAACCAGGCCAGCCAUCGCAACAUUGGCCUCAAGAACAGCCGCAGCAGUCCCUCUCUCAGUGAUCAGUACAUGCUGAAUCGGCGUAAGCGUACUGACGAUGAGGAGAGGCUUCUGAAGCUUCUUCAGGGGAUGAAACCUCAGGACGGUUUCACCACUUGGUGUGAACAGAUGCUCCACGCUCUCAACACCUCUGCAAAUAACUCCUCCUCAGUGGACGUGCCCACCAUUGUGGCAUAUCUGAAGGAGGUGGAGUCUCCAUAUGAAGUUCAUGAUUUUAUCCGUAUUUAUCUGGGCGAUACCAUUGAAGCCAAAGAGUUUGCCAAGCAGUUCCUGGAGCGCCGUGCCAAACAGAAAGCGAACCACCAGAGACAACAGCAGCAGCUGUCCAAGGAAGUCUCUGGAUUAAACAUGAACUUCCCCCUGCAGUCAAUGUUCCAGGCAGCUCACAUGAGUAAGGGCGGCAGUGUGUACGACACUCAGGGAGGAAAAACGAAUAAAAAGCCUAGCAUGAUGCUCCAGUCUGACCCCAGUAUCCUCGGCUACUCAUUCCUGGGGGGAGGUGAGCUGGAGCAGGUGGAGGAUUACUGACCCAGCCCGUCUACUUGAGUUUACCUGAGGCCUUAAACCUGGAGCAAAUCAGCAGAGGAAUGUGCACUGCUCAGUGAGGGAAGGGGCGGGCAAUAUUUGUCCACACCCCCUCUCUCUUUCUCCCUCUUUCUCUCACUCUGCACUGUGAGAGGAGCAGAAGGAGGUUAUUGGGAGGUUCGGUGUGAAGAGGAGAUCCUCUUCUGCCUCCCUUCAGUGAAGCACCUUACCUAAACCAUUGCACUUUAAUGUUUUCAUAUUUGAAAUGGAGUUGUCUUUCUUUCUUUUUUUUUACAAUGCAAAAAUGUGUGAAUAUAUUGUUGCAUAUAUUAUGUGUAGAAUAUUUGUAUGAAUAUACAUAUGAGAGGUAGGAACGGAGCAGUUUCCGCCGUAUCAAACGUGGAGGUUUGGAAAUGUUGUUGGGGAGAUAUAAGUUGAGCAUCUCUCCUAAAAGACAAACACUGUUGUAUUUUUAUGUUCAUGGUAAAGCUAUCAAAAUAUGAAUUUGAAAACUUGAAGAUUUGCACUUGUUUAACAAAAAAAAAAAAAAAAAAAAAAAAAGUUAGGAUAGGUUGAGGUUUUUUGUGAGUGCGUGUGCAAGCGUAAGAGAUGAAGUCUGCACAAAUUUUAUUGCUUACCGACGUGUAUAAAACAAAUGCCAUGCUUUUAUUUUGUUCAACACAAUUUUCUACUUCAUUGAGCGUGUGCGUGAAUGGACAGAAGUAGUUUGUGUUGGCGCUUUUUUGUACAUAGGCUCUUAAAGAGGCCGAUAAGAGAGUCAAGCAUUGUUUUUACCCUCCAGUGUUUAAAAGCAUGAAUUGAGGUGCUGUUUGGCCCGUUUGGCUCUGUUCUAAGAGGGCAAUCAGGCUUUGUGUUUGGUGUGUAAAUGUAGCUCCUCUGUUGUCUGUACACAAACUACUUACAUUACAACUCUUCCCCUUUCACUCAUUCUCAGUCCACGAUGUGAAAUGUUGCCUUCUGUCCAGAAAGUAAGUGUGUGUGUGUGUGUGUGUAUUCUCUUGGCUGGUGUUUUGAGAUAGUCACAAGGGCACUGAGAUUCUGUAUGUCAGUUGUUACUUUCUUUUUUGUUGCUGUUGAAAAAGGAUGAAUGAUUUUUUUUUUAUUCUAUACAA